CCAGCAUCCAUUAUCUCUGCGUUAUUAAAAUCGUUUUCCUAAACCUAAAAAUAUGGCAACUACAGUAGUCAUUGCGGCCCCAGCGAGCGGUCACCCAGGAGAUGCAUUUAAAGAAGAAUUCAAAAAGAUCGGGAUAAGCGAACUUACAUUCGGAGGAUGCGCCAUUGUUUUUGAAAUCAUCUCACUGGCAAUUUGGAUCAGUACUUACCUGCUUUAUACAUCAGCUCCUGGGAUCUACUGUGGAAUAUGGUUCUGUGUGUGCGGAGGACUUGCCAUAGGAUCAUACAAGCAAGCUAAUCAAUGCAAUGUUGUUGGAGGCAUGGUGUUGGCAAUUCUCUCUCUCUUCGGUUGUCUUGGAAUGAUUUAUUAUGAAUCCUAUUUGAUCUAUCUAGUGACAGCUGCUGCACGGGGAUUCCAUUUCCUAGUCAUCAUGCAUAUACUACUGGACAUAUGUGCAAUUGGAAUGUUCGUCUCUGCAUGCAUUCACAUCAGCAUCUGUGCAAAGGCAUCUCGUGGUGGCUAGAUUAUUCGGAAACGGAGUAGAAAUUGGCUAAACUUUUGAGACAAAAAAAUUGCUUUUGGUAUAUUUGUUAUAUUCUAUAUAGAGUCAUGUAGAGAUUUGAAAAUGCAGAAAUCGUUAUAACUUCAUGAUAAUUAGUUUUAAGAGUGUAAAAUUUUAAAAUAAGUAUUCAUUUUGUUUCGUGAUUUUUCUAUUUAUCAACAAUUCUUCAAAUGAAAAUGUUUUUAUUACAAACCCUAUAUCGACUAUAAUUGAUUUAAAGGGAUUCACUACCGGAUUUUGGCGGGCAAAAAAAAAGAUGGCGGCGAUUCUAAAUUUUCGUAUGAACCAAUUCGAAAAAUGUAUUAUUCCAUUCGAAAUGCCCAUCGCUACACAUUAGCCCUCGAAUUUCAAUUGUGCCGGGAUUUAUGAUAAUGACCCUAAUUAAAAAUCAUAUAUAUUUGCCCGAUUCCAUAUUUUCUGUCGUGUAGUUUUCACUACGCGAUUGUUAAAAUACGAUAUCAUACACACGUGUUCACUUCAUUCCCAAUAUAUGAUGUUAAAUGUUUUUCUGUAUCAUUCAAUCUACUGCUUAUUUGCAUAAAUUUACUUUAAACGUAUAAUAAUAAGCUAUAAACAAAAUAUAUAAUUUGUAAAAAAAUUGUAAUAAAAUCAUACUUAAUUUAUACUUGCAAACAAGUUAUAAUGGGUGAUUCAAGAGUCUUUUGCUUCCAGCAAACUUGUUAUAAAAGUUGUUCAUUAAACUUUCACAAAUUGUACUUUGUAGCGUUUAAUUGGACGGAAGUCAAUUGUAAAAUGCUUGUCUGAAGAAGGUAUGCAUUAACUGUACAAAUAACUUUACAAGAAUCAAAAAGCUAUAAUUAAACUCUUUUAUUACGCUUUCUCAAAUUUUUUUGCAACGUUCCGUCAGUCAAGUCAGAAUUUCGCAGACAAGUACUUUACAACAAUCCGGCGAAAGAAUGAUGAUACCCGAUUGGCUCUUGUACCACACUUUUAUAAAUUUUAUUCUGUAACGUUUCGUCUGACUUAACGCAAAUUUUCUCAUGCAAGCAGUCCAAUUAUCAGGAUUGUUCAUAUGACAUAUUUUUCUGCACCAUCUCAUUUCAUGGGAAGCCCUUCCCCAUGGGCAAAACUGGGGAUUUCCAUAGGUACCCAUUCUCAUGAACAACUUUGCCGGUGUACCACCACGAAAUAAAUAAAUAAAUACAUGUUAGUAUGAAAAAAGGGUAAAAUAAAUUUUAAAGGCAAAAAGUAUGAAGUUAGCUCUCGAGUAGUCAAGUUGCUAUGACAUGGCUACUGCCCCAUUCCUUGGGAAUCUCAUUCUGACGGACAAGCCUGCCCAUUGACCACACAUGCUUUAACUACUACAAUUAUAUUGGAUUUCCUCUCUUGGAGAGCCUUAUUUUCAGCCGGUCUUUGUAUCUGUUUAAACGGCUUGGCCUAUUUGAUUGAAAUUUCACACGUGGGUUUUGCUGUCACCCUAGUAAUGUGCAUUUUACCUGAAGUUUGGAUUGAUAUUUCGUUUCAAUGCCAACAGCAAAAAAACAUGCCGAUCGUUAAAAAUUUUUCAUUUUCUCAAAAUUUUCCGUUGUUUAUGGCAAUUUUUUUCUCAUCGACAAGCCUGCCUAUCAGACACAUAUGAUUUAACUAUUUUACUUAUAUGUAAUAUGAUUUAUUAUGUUCACGUUUAGUCAGAAUUGUAUAAAACGACAGGGUUUAAAUCUAUUUCCAAUUUAUUUACUAUUGAAACUUUUUUUCGUAGAUGUACUGAUAUCACAAUUUCGCUGAUAUCAAUUAUAUAUAGGUUAUGUGCAUUAAAAUUCAUAGACUGGCUCCGUUUUAAUUUCUCCCACACAAAAUAAAAAUGACACGCAAAGAAGUGUAAUCAAAUAUUGACCAGCCCCUCUUUGCUUCGUUCGAAUUGUAAUGGUUUUUCUAAUCAAAUAAUCUGAACAGUCCCACCCAAUCUUGUGCCUCGGAUGAAAAAACUACUGGAAAAUUCAUUUAAUUUUUGUAAAUGCAACACGUUUUGAAGAACUAUUCGUUGAAUACUAGUUUUAUAUAGUUUUGGUUAUAAUGUGUUUGAGAAAGUUCAAAUAUAUAAAAUAGAAUCCAAGAAGCCUAUAAAUAACUGUGUUUCGUGGCAGAAUAACUAGAUAGAAACCGUAGCUAGAGCAACCCGUUAUACACGACUCCAUAGCACCACCUUGUGUAUGUCAACGCAAGGAUGGUUUCUUUUGAGAGGAAAUAUUGAGCGCAAAAAACAAAUUUUGAAGGAUUUUUUGGAUUUGCAAUAUACCAAUCAAAAUAACACUAUAGAUAGCACUGGAAUGAUAAACAGCGGGACAUUAGACAUAAAAGGUUGAGACCCACUUGCUUACAUAUUUGUUGCUGCUUGCUUGCAGUCUCGUUCGGGAAUAAAUGUUAAAGACAUCCCAUUAAAAUACUUAGCUGCCCGUAGUCUUAGACUAAAAUAGCUGCAAAUUGCAAACUAAAAUUUUGUUUUGAUGAUUAUAUUACGUCACAAAUAUUAACGUCAUCAAAAUGUUCUUCUUUUCAGUAAUAAGCGUUUAAAAAAUAAAAUUACGCACAGAAAUAAAAAAGCCAAUAUUAGGUAAUGAAUACAAUUCAAACUGAAGACGAUGCCAUCAUAACAUGACGUCACUAGUGACGUAGAGCUCAUUGCUACGCUUUUCUGUGCAUCUCUUACUUAAAAGUUUAGACGGAGAUACAACAAUGUAGUUUUUACGCUUGUUUGGUUGUUCUUUUUCCACUUUAAGUUUUUCUUCUCGAGACAAAUUAGCGUUGCCAGUUUUUGUGUUUUGUCUCUUGCUUUUAGGUUUGACAGCGGUAUAUUUGUCAAUAAAUUUGGUCUCUUCGGA
Messenger RNA from Styela clava, 3402 nucleotides. RefSeq lists its product as uncharacterized. The record is from RefSeq and is a predicted model, not a curated record. Lineage: Eukaryota; Metazoa; Chordata; Ascidiacea; Stolidobranchia; Styelidae.